UCAUCAUAAAAUUUUUGAUAAUUUGACGUGUACUAUCUAGAUGCUUGUGUCAAUAUAUAAUCUGUAUAUAUCUCUCUAACGCUCCAAAUUCUUGGAAAUUGACAUAGCUUCAAAUGUUGACAUUUUUUUGGUCAUUGAGGUAUGUGUUUGUAGAGACCGAAAUCUUUUCAUGGCCGCCAGUCUCGUUUGUUUCAACAUGUAAUAUCUGUGCGUGCCGCGACGACGUGUAUUUAACUCGCGUUUCGUGUAUCGCGGAGUGAUAAAUGUGCUAUAUGAUUUCGUGUGAUUUUCGUCUAAUAUUUGCUUCGUUCAGUAGUGCACAUAAUUAGUUAUAAGUGUGUGUGUGUGUGUGUGUACGUGUGGAGUCAUCGUCGUUCAUUGAUUUUUCAAUGCAACUGCUAUGUGGAAAUUCGAAGCGGAAUUUGCAGUGGAUGAAGUAAACUGCAACAUCCUUGCUGGUAUAGCCGAGAGGAUAUUCAGCUAGGAUGCAACAAAUGACCACCGUGAUGCGGUGCGACCUCGGCCGACAAGGUGUCUGAAGGAUAUCUCUGCGGGGACCUCUCUACUCUCCUUCUUCUGCCCUCGGUCUUUCCUCGUGGGGAUACGGUAGGUCCUGUUCGGAGGCUACCAGGAUGCAGCUCGGACCCAGUUAUCGAAGCGUCUGAAGGCACCCCGCGGCCUGCACGCCCGGAAUAAAGCAAUAAAAGCGCCCGCGCCACGAGAUACAUCUCGCGAGGUCCGCGUAAGAAAACGGCGAAAGAAAGCCGACUGCACCGGUAAAUCAUAAACGCCACGGGGAUCGAACCGCGGGAGAUAACUGCCUUCGCGUAAAGAGAAAGAGACGGAGAGAGCGAGCGAAAUAGAGAGAGAGAGAGAGAGAGAGGAGCAGCGGCUCGGUUAGCCGAGCGGGAUUCAUCGUUUGAUCGCGCAUCCAUCGGAUUCAUCCAUCCUCGGACGCCUCGGCAACGCUCGAAAACGAAACAGCCCGGAAGAGGAGCUUCGUCGUCGUUUAUCAUUGGAAACAGGACGUCCGGAAGACGUCUCGGCCGCGUGCAGAGAGGCGGUCUUCAUCGCCUGCCUGUUGCACGCCGCUGCAAACCAUCGCGGAUAAAUCGUCGAUAAAUCCUGGUGGUUUUCCUCUCGCAGGAAGAUACGUCGGCCCGCGUGUGCAUAGACAUUCUCUUUGCCCGCGAAUCAUCAUCACCGAUACGGCCGGUAUAAUCGUAAUAGUUUUGCCGUUGAGACACGGUGUUUACCGUUGAGGAUACUAUCGAUACAUCGUGAUUGUUUUGCGCGCGCGAUAUCAUUUCCAUCGGCCGGAAGGAGAUGAUUCGCCGCACGUGUGAAAAGUGUAACGCGGAAAGUAAGAAAUCGGCUGCUGCGAGUCGGAGAAACGAUCAAAUCGGUUCGCUCGACAUUUCGUCGACGGUGUUUCGUGAUCCUCGAUCUCACUGCGCACUGUUGCCCCGGGCAACGGUUUAGUGGCUAGUGAACGGAGGAGUUUUCACGUAUUCAACAAAGCCGGGAUCAACGAGUCGGCGCUGAUAUCCAUUGUAAAUCAAUUUUACGCUAUCCGAGGAAGAAAAUUGCUCGAGGAAAAAGAAACUGGCUUUUACUCUUUAUUUUUUAUGUGCACCGUGCUCAAUUACUUACUUUCGCAAUUUGCGAGAGGAUCGCGUGGCGCUUGCGGAGCGUCGAAAAUAACCGCGUGCCGAGAGGGUUAAUGUAGCUAUCACCGUGCCGCGAGACGGAAAGUGACGGCCGCCGAGUGGCGGCGCAGUGACAUAAUUGAAGAAGAAAGUGCCAGCGCGUCCGGGCCCGUUAUUAAGCGGUGAUGAACGGGUGCCGAGAGAGGAGCAAAAAUGCCCUUGAAAGCAAGCGUCGUGCUCGCUCCGCCACGACGAGGAUUAAAUGACGCCACGAAGUUUUCGGCGUGCCGACCCUGAAGAGGACUAUCCCGCGCGAAUCUCAAAUCUCGCACUGUCGUUUUCCGAUUCACGUCGGUGCGAUCGGACUACUAAUAUACGUUCACGUCGAUGUUUCCGGAAACUGUUGGCGAAGUGACACUAUUCGGGGACGUGUGAAACCAUGUCAUCCAACGGCGAAUUCUCCACGAUGUCCAGCGAAGAGAUGCCUUCGCUGCCGAAAUCCCUGCCGAGCUCGAGGGAGGCGACCGCCGAAGGUUGCUCCGGCUCCGGCGGCGGAUACAUGCCGCUACGGGAGUUCCUCGAUCGAUUCUCGUUACCGAGAGUCGUCAGACUCGAAGGCACCGGCGGCAGACCGGUGCUCCUGUACAAGCAGCAACAACGAUCGCUGAGGGUCACGGCGAGCCUGCUGAUCCACCGGUAUCGACACGACGUCAAAGUGGGACCGGAGAUCGUCAUCCCGGAGGGUUAUCCAGGAUGGUUUUCUGUGAUAUCUGGCAACAAUACGACGGGCAGCGCGCGCGUCCAUCGAAGGGUGGAUUCUCUGGUGAAGACUGGGGUGCCCGUGUUUCUGCUAGCAACGCCUUUGAGAGGCUACACUCUGACGCACUCGAAAAUGGAAAAUGGAAAUUUACGAGCGCACUACACGAAGACGACGAUCAGAGCUGGUGAGAUAUUGCGGCUCGUGGCGGUCUUCCAGGAUACGAGAAGAUACAGCUCGGUGUCCUUCGGCAUUUCCGGUGGAUGCCCCGAAAAGGAUCAAUACGCGCAAUGUAUCGAUCUUCACGGACGAGAGGUGUUCGUUUCGCUGUCGACCAGGGGUGAAUUGUACGCGAUCCAUCAAAACGGUAGCGUCGACACCGGAAGUGACGCGGUGCUUUACAAAGUUCAUCAUCUCGCCAACAGACAAUUGCCUCUCAAAGUACGAUUAAUAGCAGGACCGUUGCCCGUGCCCUUGCCAAAAGAGUACGGCGGUCUAAUGCAGCUGGAAACGUCGACACGAGGUCCGAUUGUUUUGGGCUGCAUCGUUCCGGAGAGACCAGUGCAUAAUCCGGAAAUGCUGGAAUUAGUUGUGUCCGGAAAUGGAGCGCCGCGGGUUCGAAGAGCCCGAUUGGGCUAUCCUUCCGAAGCGAGAUUGUUAGCUUCUCCGAAAAUGCAACGAUUACUAUCAGCCUGCAGCCGAGCGGUCGGAGAUCGCGCAACGGAACCACGAGUGGCUCCCGUAAAGCUGCAUCCGCCGAUCGGGGAGAGCCUGAAAGAGAUGCAUUUAAAGAAGAUCAAGCCGAAGCCGGAGACCAAGCCGAUCCUGCAGAGCUUGAAAGACGGGUUGGAUCACCUGAAACGGAAUACCGCGAAGGAACGGAAUCAACAGACGAAACAAAACACUGGGAACGGUAUUUUAGAGAGAAUUUCGAAACUCGCUCAGGGCAACAGAAAUCGCAAUCCCGCGAAAAAGUCGGCCUCGUUCACGUUCGCGGUAAGGCCGGAGAUAGCCAUGAAAUCUCAGGAGCGUUAUUCCAGUCUGGAACCGGAAACUACCUCUCAUCAAACUCGCCAGAAUCAAAAUGCCAAGCAACCGGUACAAAGAUCCGUGUCUACCAGUAUGCUGGAAAUACCGGCAAACGUCGAGCUACAGCCCAAUUAUUCACGUGUGAGGGACAGCCUGACGCCGCUGCCGUCACCUCCGAAGCUAAUCAGGACCAACAACAAAACUGAGGAGAUCUACGCAGAAAUUUGCGACACCGCGACAGCGAAUCCGGUGCAAAAGUGCCCGGGAAGCCACGUGAUGGCGCGGAUCAGAAUUGUCGUGCAGGGCAACGACUCGUCUUUAGGAACACAUAAUGUGAUCGCUAAUGAAAGAUACGCGAACUCGAUGGCGACAAGUGAACAGAUUGACUCGAUCAUUAGUACGGAAGACGAAGUAAUCUACAAUACCGUGUUUUGAAAUUAUCAAAUUAACGUACAAACCGCGUUUAUGAAUAUAUGAUGCUCAUAUAUAAACAGAAAAGGAAUUUAAUUGUAGCUCGAAAUAGCGAUUGUGAAAUUCUUAAAGUGUAGACAAACCGGCUGUGUUCAACAAUCGACUUUCCAUUCGCUGUUUCGAAGUGUAUUAUAUUAUAUAAGAACGUAUUAAGAAAAAACAUGUACAAGUGCCUUUGUAGAAAAAUACAAAAAUCAUCUGUACAUACCUCUGCCAUACGUUAAUGUACUAACAAGUUGCGAUAAGGAAACGUAUGCACGUUAGAAAUAUAUAUCUUAAAACGAAUCGCUCAAAUUAAUUACGAAUGUAUGUGUAACUUGCGUCAAAAUAAAACUUAUCUAAUUUUUGUUAAAUCCGACUCAUGUUCCGACUUAAUAUGAAAA
Linepithema humile (Argentine ant) is the source of this 4289-nucleotide messenger RNA. RefSeq lists its product as uncharacterized. Lineage: Eukaryota; Metazoa; Arthropoda; Insecta; Hymenoptera; Formicidae. The record is from RefSeq and is a predicted model, not a curated record.